CUGCUGUUGAUGACUCUUGCUCACUGUCUGAAAACAGAGAUGGCACAAAUGGGAUUUCUGAUUUUCCUCCUUGUUACCAUCCUUUUGCUGGAUCAAACAACUGGCCAGUCUGUCCAUUCCAAAGCCAGAAAACACAGCAAACGAAGGGUUAAAGGUAAGCAAACUUAGUAGGCCACAGAGAAUGAAGAUUAUGAUAAAUAUAUUAUUUGAUUGUUACCUUAGUAAAUUUAUUAACAAGUAUUAUUUUAUUUUUUUGCUAUGUUGGUUCAUCUGAUUUGGAUAGUUUUAUUUAUGAAUUCUAUGAUAGAAAAAGCCUGGGCACAUAACAUAUUACACAUACUAUACCCGGAGUUCCCAGGCACAGAUCAAACCUAGACCUCUUCAGCUUCAUGUGUCUUUAAAGUAGGGAUGGGGAGCCUUUGGCCCUUCAGGUGUUGUUGUAGGAAAGGACCAUAGCUCAGUUGCAUGCUGAAGAUUCCAGGUUCAGUCUCCUGCCCGAAACCCUGGAGAGCUGCUGUCUGUGUGGACAGUACUAAGCUUGAUGUACCAGUGGUCUGAUUCAGUAUAACUCACCUUCUGGUGUUUCUAUGACUCCAGUCCUUAUCAGCCCAAACCAGCUUGACCAGUGGUCAAGGAUGGUGAGAACUGGGUAGGAGACAGGGAAAUGCUGAUCUCCCAGAAUGAGUGGCGGGGAGGAAAAAAAGAAAGAUCCCAGGUGAGGUCUGGGAGGGGCUACUACCUUCUGUGGGUGGUAAGGGUUAAGAAGUACCUUUAACAGAGGACUCUAUACUCUAUUUUUACUUUUGGUAGCUGUUUUCGUUUACAUUAGUUUUCUAUAACUUAUUGUAUCAUGAAGAAACUGGGGGGGGGGAGAAAGAACGGUCAUUCAGCAACACCUGGAACAUCCUCUAGCUCGGCUUUGGACUAUAGAUAGUUACUAUAACAGACAGCAAAUAAUCAUGGAAAAAACCUCAUACUUGGGCAGUUCUUCUUAAAGUAACGUUGGGCCAUGAUAAGACACUUUUGCAUAGCCUGUUCUCACAUUCUACCAGUAACAUUCAAAGAGGCUAAAGCAUGUGGGAUGGGAAGGUAGCAAAGGUACUUCUCAAACCUCUACCGCACUUCUCUAGGUAGCCUCUUUGUGUCAAAUAUUACUGACGUGGCACACACUCAAAACUGGCAAAAUAAAAAUAAAAAUGCCCCUCACCUAUGUAGUGUGGAGCAGGGAAAUAAAGAAAGCUGCCUGCAACCACAAACUGUGGGUGUAUAUUGUGUACACAGCCAUAUAGAACCCUACUAUGUACAGACUUCACCCUUCACAGGCAGCUUCACCCCAUGCUAAAGGAAGCCUGCAAAUAAUUCAGUGGGAUUUAUUCCCAGGUUAGCGGGGUUAGGACUGCAGCCUUUGUAUUGCACUCCACAUUUUACUGUAAAUAUUUUGAUGUGUGUAAACAUAUUAAUGUAUGUAUAUACUUACUUAUUUAAGAGAAAGACGGUGACCUAAAGAGUCAAAUUAACAAGCUUUGGCAAGAGGUAAACUCCCUGAAGGAAAUGCAAGCACUGCAGACAGGUAAGGGUUGCUUUUUAUUAUUCUACAGAAGGGGUGGAUAAUGUCUGGUCCUCCAGAUGUUGGUGGAUUACAACUCCCAUCAUCUCUGACCAUUAGCCAGUGCUGGCUCUGACUGACGGAAAUAAUAGUUCAGCAGUAUCUGGAGGGACACAAGUCCUCCAUCCUUGCUCUGCAGGGUUGAGUCGUUUCCUUUAGUUGGCUCUCCCCUUAAUAUUUUUCAGUUUUAAAUAACUUUAAAUGCUCGUUUUAAAACUGGGGAUUGGGGUGGGGGAAGAGAAAUAGAUGGUAAAUGGACUGAAAGAUGUUAUUCCAUUUUUUAUCAAAUGAUUAAAGAUAUUAUUAAAUACAUGAAUACUUGGGGUGUUUGGUGCAAACUUUAAAAUAGUGUUUUCAGAUACCUUGUCCUGGUUUUAUUUGCUAAGCACUGAGUUGACCUCAUGCACAGCUAGCUUUACUUUGGCACUUUGUGUUUCUAAGUAAUGAAAAGGACUUUAGAUCCCUGCCCUUGGUGGACAGCCAAGUAUACACCUAUUUCCUGAUAGUUCAGCCCAUUCUGAUGUCAAGACAAAUAUCUGCUUUUCCUUGCAGUAUGCCAUGAAACCAAAGUGGUGAGGUGGAGGGGACCGUUUUCCAAACAUAAAUAGUACAAAUAACAGUCCUGGCUCAUUUUUAGUUUCUCUCCGCCCCCCUCUGGCUCUUCUCCUUGGACUUCCAAAACCAAAACAGCUUAAAGAGUCAGUGACAUAAUAUAAUAUCUGGGUAAUAAAGUCAUGGAGGGCAGUUGUCCCAAGAGAUCACAACAUGGUAACAAGAAGGCCUGUUUUUUCAGUGCCCCCUUCUGCUACUUGUAAUUGCACACAGGAAAAAGAGGCAGUUUUAAAAGGGAUUAUCCCGAGAGCCUGGGGACUCAGGGCACUUCCAGAUGACCAUCCUGAUUUAUUUACAGAAAGAUUAGAUUAUGCUGGCUAUUAAAUGAGCAUUCAUUCUUAUUUUUUGUGGUAAGGUUAAAUGACAUGUCAAAGCAAAUGCUAUCUCUCAGUUUCCCAUCACUUUUGUUAUUGCAAAAAGUCCAGCGUUUUGAGGGAGCAGGUUUGUUGUGCAGGACUUCCCAAACAACUAAAAUUGCGCAACCUGAAUUGUCUGGUAUGCAAUUGAAUCCUACCCCAAAAUAGACAUUCUCAGACUAAGUCUGAGGUAAGCGUACAUACUGUAGAACUGUAGACUGAGACUGGAGGUUCAACAAUGGUGAUAUUCUAGAAGCACCCAGAGUUGUGGAAAUGUUGAAAUAAGCCAUCAGUAUGCUCUUCUUAUGUCCUCGUGUUAUAUUCAGUGUCAUCAAUCCAGGGAUUUAUAUGCUAACUUUCAGUAUUUCAGAUACAGAGAUUGGCCCAAAGCACUCAACCUCAUCAAGCCUUUCCUGUUAAUUUUGGGAUCCAGUAAGUGUUAGUGCUCACCCGCCCAAUGUCUACCCAAUGCACUAGUAUUAACUGCAUCCCCUAACCAGGGUUCAGUUUUUUCUUUAAAGCAACCCAUUGUAUCUACUACUGGGAUGAUGCUACAAAGAGAGGCCAACAGGCUGAAGGAGCCAUUAACUCCAUCAAUUACUGCAAAGCAAUAAGCAGCCAUCAUCUUUAUAGCUGGUUAUCUUUAUGCCUGUUUCAGUAGCUUGCAAAUGAACAAAUUGAAACUGUGAUUAGAAGACCCAAUUAAUAUUGCCCUUAGCACAUGUUGGGCUGCUUCUUUGAAUCGGCAGGAAAUGAAAGUGUUGUGAUGAGGUAUUUUGCUUCCUCUCAAAAUCAAUAAUGGUGCAAGGAACUACAGUGCUGAUGCUGUGUCUGAAGAAAUGGUGUUUAUGGGAAAACAAUCACUGCAAACUGAAAGUUUGUACGGGUUUAGGUUCUUAGGGCCAAAAUAGAUGCCCACCCAUCCUAAAUUCUGCCAAGAAAAAUUCCAAAUCCAGGGAAAUUUCAGGUAGCACUAACCAGUGAAGAACCACUUUGGUCCACUUAACAUAGAUUCUUUAAUCAUUGCAUCCAUCUUCUUUCAUUCACAGUCUGUCUUCGUGGAACAAAGGUCUAUAAAAAAUGCUACUUGGCAUCCGAUGGUGCAAAACGUUUCCAUGAAGCAAAUGAAGACUGCAUAGCCAAGGGAGGGACUCUUGCUAUCCCCAGAGAUGGCGAUGAAACCAACGCUCUCCGAGAGUACAGCAAGAAGAGCUUGUCAGGUGUGGCAGAUUUUUGGCUGGGUGUCACUGACAUGGUAAAUGAAGGGAAAUUUGUAGAUGUCAAUGGAAUGGUCCUCAACUACUUCAACUGGGACCGGUCACAACCCAAUGGAGGAAAACGGGAAAAUUGUGUCUUGUUUUCACAGUCAGCUCAAGGAAAGUGGGUGGAUGAAGUCUGCCGUACUGUCAAACGAUAUAUUUGUGAAUUCCUGAUCCCUUAA
Messenger RNA from Podarcis lilfordi (Lilford's wall lizard), 4015 nucleotides. The record is from the annotation of a GenBank genome assembly. NCBI's taxonomy places the organism in Eukaryota, Metazoa, Chordata, Lepidosauria, Squamata, Lacertidae.